CAAAGCCAGGACUGGACCAACACCGGACCCAAUAUCGCAAGAUGACUGAAGAGAGCAAAGGGGAAGGCAAAGGAGAGAGCGGGAAAGACCUAGAGAAGCAGCUUCGCCUCCGAGUGUGUGUCCUGAGUGAGCUCCUGAAGACGGAAAGGGACUAUGUGGGGACCCUAGAAUUUCUGGUGUCGGCCUUUUUGCACCGAAUGAUCCAAUGUGCAGCAUCAAAAGUUGACAAAAAUGUUACAGAAGAAACCGUGAAGAUGCUUUUUUCAAACAUUGAAGAUAUACUUUCAGUUCAUAAAGAAUUCCUGACUGUGGUAGAAGAGUGUUUACAUCCUGAACCUAAUGCUCAACAGGAAGUGGGAACCUGCUUUCUUCACUUUAAAGAUAAAUUUCGUAUUUAUGAUGAAUACUGCAGUAAUCAUGAAAAGGCACAGAAAUUGCUUCUUGAGCUUAACAAAAUAAGAACUAUACGGACAUUUCUCUUGAACUGCAUGCUACUUGGAGGAAGGAAGAACACUGAUGUUCCAUUGGAAGGCUAUUUAGUAACACCAAUACAAAGAAUUUGCAAGUAUCCUCUCCUUUUGAAGGAGUUGCUGAAACGGACUCCAAGGAAACACAGUGACUAUGCAGUUCUGAUGGAAGCCCUCCAGGCCAUGAAAGCUGUUUGUUCCAACAUAAACGAGGCCAAGAGACAGAUGGAAAAGUUAGAAGUCUUGGAGGAGUGGCAGUCUCAUAUUGAAGGCUGGGAGGGUUCCAACAUCACUGAUACCUGCACUGAAAUGCUAAUGUAUGGGGUUUUGUUGAAAAUCUCUGCAGGAAAUAUUCAAGAACGAGUGUUUUUUCUUUUUGAUAAUCUUUUAGUAUAUUGCAAAAGAAAACACAGGAGGUUAAAGAACAGCAAGACUUCUAUAGAUGGGCACCGUUAUCUUUUCCGUGGCAGAAUCAAUACUGAAGUUAUGGAAGUUGAAAAUGUAGAUGAUGGAACAGCUGACUUCCACAGUAGUGGACAUAUAGUUGUUAAUGGUUGGAAGAUACACAAUACAGCAAAGAAUAAAUGGUUUGUGUGUAUGGCUAAAACACCAGAAGAAAAGCAUGAAUGGUUAGAGGCUAUUAUGAAAGAAAGAGAAAGGCGGAAAGGUUUAAGACUGGGAAUGGAACAAGAUACCUGGGUUAUGAUCUCUGAACAGGGAGAGAAACUUUAUAAAAUGAUGUGUCAACAAGGAAAUCUUAUUAAAGACAGAAAGAGAAAAUUGACUACCUUCCCUAAAUGUUUUCUUGGAAGUGAAUUUGUAUCCUGGUUGUUGGAGAUUGGUGAGAUUCAUAAACCUGAGGAAGGAGUCCAUUUAGGACAAGCAUUAUUAGAAAAUGGCAUUAUCCAUCAUGUUACUGAUAAACAUCAAUUCAAACCAGAACAGAUGUUAUAUAGAUUCCGCUAUGAUGAUGGAACAUUUUAUCCUAGAAACGAAAUGCAGGAUGUAAUUUCCAAGGGUGUAAGGUUGUAUUGCCGACUUCAUAGUCUGUUUACUCCAGUGAUAAGGGAUAAAGAUUACCAUCUAAGGACCUACAAAUCUGUGGUCAUGGCCAACAAAUUGAUAGACUGGCUAAUUGCACAGGGGGAUUGCCGGACCAGGGAAGAGGCAAUGAUCUUUGGUGUAGGUCUUUGCGACAAUGGAUUUAUGCAUCAUGUUCUUGAAAAAAGUGAAUUCAAAGAUGAGCCCCUACUUUUUCGUUUUUUUGCGGAUGAAGAAAUGGAAGGAUCAAAUAUGAAGCACAGACUUAUGAAACAUGAUUUAAAAGUUGUGGAAAAUGUUAUUGCUAAAUCAUUAUUGAUUAAAUCUAAUGAGGGAAGUUAUGGAUUUGGAUUAGAAGAUAAAAAUAAAGUACCAAUCAUUAAAUUAGUGGAAAAGGGAUCAAAUGCAGAGAUGGCUGGAAUGGAAGUUGGAAAGAAGAUUUUUGCCAUUAAUGGUGACCUAGUUUUUAUGAGACCUUUCAAUGAAGUGGAUUGCUUCUUGAAAUCAUGCUUAAACAGCAAAAAGCCUCUCCGAGUUCUUGUGAGCACAAAACCAAGGGAGACAGUGAAAAUUCCAGAUUCAGCAGAUGGCCUUGGAUUCCAGAUUCGCGGAUUUGGUCCUUCUGUGGUACAUGCUGUUGGAAGAGGGACUGUGGCUGCAGCUGCUGGUCUUCACCCUGGACAGUGCAUAAUCAAAGUAAAUGGAAUUAAUGUCAGCAAGGAGACACAUGCCAGUGUAAUUGCCCAUGUCACGGCUUGUAGGAAAUAUAGGCGACCUAUGAAGCAAGAUUCUAUACAGUGGGUCUAUAACAGUAUUGAGAGUGCUCAAGAGGAUCUUCAGAAAACAAACUCCAAACCUUCAGGGGAUGAUGGAGGGGAUGCUUUUGAUUGCAAAGUAGAAGAGGUAAUUGACAAGUUCAAUACAAUGGCUAUCAUUGAUGGGAAGAAAGAUCAUGUGAGUUUGACUGUGGACAAUGUUCACCUGGAGUAUGGUGUCGUAUAUGAGUAUGAUAGCACUGCAGGUAUAAAAUGCAAUGUGGUAGAAAAAAUGAUUGAACCCAAAGGCUUCUUCAGCUUGACCGCAAAGAUUCUUGAAGCUCUGGCCAAAAGUGAUGAACAUUUUGUGCAAAACUGUACUAGCCUAAACUCUUUAAAUGAAGUCAUUCCUGCUGAUCUCCAAAGUAAAUUUGGCACCAUUUGCAGUGAUAAAAUUGAGCACAUAUGUAGAAGAAUAUCCAGUUAUAAAAAGUUUUCACGUGUACUUAAGAAUAGAGCUUGGCCCACGUUUAAACAGGCCAAAUCAAAAAUCUCCCCAUUGCACAGCAGUGAUUUCUGUCCCACUAAUUGCCAUGUCAACGUCAUGGAAGUCUCUUAUCCCAAAACCUCAACAUCCCUGGGGAGUGCCUUUGGAGUGCAACUGGACAACAGGAAACAUAAUUCCCAUGAUAAAGAAAAUAAAGUUUCUGAACAAGGAAAAUUAAAUCCUAUGGUCUAUAUCCAGCAUACCAUUACUACCAUGGCAGCCCCUUCAGGACUGUCCUUAGGACAGCAGGAUGGGCAUGGCCUCCGGUAUUUGUUAAAAGAGGAGGACUUAGAAACACAAGAUAUAUAUCAAAAAUUGUUGGGUAAACUUCAGGCUGCUUUGAAAGAAGUGGAAAUAUGUGUCUGUCAAAUAGAUGACCUUCUGUCUUCAAUAACAUAUUCUCCCAAAUUGGAACAUAAAACAUCUGAGUCUUUAAUACCAACUGACAGUGACAAUGAGAAGGGAGAAAGGAAUGGAAAAAAGGUCUGUUUUAAUGUAGCUGGAGAUGAACAAGAAGAUUCGGGGCAUGACACUAUCAGCAAUAGGGAUUCCUACAGUGACUGUAACAGCAAUAGAAAUUCCAUUGCCUCUUUCACUAGUAUAUGCAGUAGCCAGUGCAGUUCUUACUUUCACAGUGAUGAAAUGGACUCAGGUGAUGAACUUCCCUUGAGCAUCCGAAUUUCACAUGAUAAACAGGACAAGUUACAUGGCUGCUUAGAGCAUCUCUUUAGUCAGGUGGACUCAAUUACCAAUCUUCUUAAAGGGCCUGCUGUAGUGAGAGUCUUUGAACAGACCAAGUACUUCACACCUGGUCGAGGAUUACAAGAGUUUCAACAGGAAAUGGAACCUAAGCUAAGCUGUCCAAAAAGACUUCGGCUUCAUAUCAAGCAAGAUCCCUGGAAUCUUCCCAGCAGUGUCCGGAAUCUUGCACAGAAUAUCAGAAGAUUUGUUGAAGAGGUGAAGAGUAGAAUACUUUUGGCUCUUCUGGAAUAUACAGACAGUGAGAUACAGCUCAGAAGAGACAUGGUUUUUUGCCAAAGUCUAGUGGCCACAGUCUGUGCCUUUUCUGAGCAACUAAUGGCUGCCUUAAAUCAGAUGUUUGACAACAGCAAAGAGAAUGAGAUGGAGACUUGGGAAGCCAGUAGACGAUGGCUGGACCAGAUCGCCAAUGCAGGAGUUCUUUUUCACUUUCAGUCAUUGCUCUCACCCAACUUGACUGAUGAACAAGCCAUGUUAGAAGACACACUCGUUGCAUUAUUUGAUUUGGAAAAGGUUUCCUUUUAUUUUAGACCAGCAGAACAGGAGCCACUAGUUGCAAAUGUGCCACUUACAUACCAAGCAGAAGGGAGUCGGCAAGCUUUGAGAGUUUAUUUCUACAUUGAUAACUAUCACUUUGACCAGUUGCCACAGAGAUUGAAGAAUGGAGGAGGUUUUAAAGUCCAUCCAGUUCUUUUUGCACAAGCACUGGAGAGCAUGGAAGGAUAUUAUUAUCGAGACAGUGUUUCAGUGGAAGAAUUUCAAGCCCAGAUUAAUGCUGCUUCAUUGGAAAAAGUUAAACAGUAUAACCAGAAACUCAGGGCUUUCUACCUGGACAAGUCAAAUUCACCUCCUAAUUCCACAUCUAAAGCAGCUUAUAUAGAUAAGCUCAUGAGACCUCUGAAUGCUUUGGAUGAACUUUAUCGCCUGGUAAUCUCAUUCAUUAGAUCAAAACGAACGGCAGCCUGUGCUUACACAGCAUGCAGUGCCUCUGGAGUUGGACUGCUCUCAGUUUCUUCAGAACUCUGUAACAGGCUAGGGGCAUGCCACAUCAUCAUGUGCAAUAGUGGAGUGCAUAGGUGCACUCUGAGUGUUACUCUGGAGCAGGCUAUAAUUCUGGCUAGAAGUCAUGGACUACCUCCUCGGUAUAUCAUGCAAGCUACAGAUGUAAUGAGGAAGCAGGGAGCAAGAGUGCAGAAUACAGCCAAGAACUUAGGAGUCAGAGACCGGACGCCACAGUCUGCUCCACGAACUCGCUGUAUCAGGCACACUGCCAAGCACUUAACAUUUAUUACUUCAUUUGAUGCUUAUGACAACUCUGACUCUGAUGACAUGAGUUCUGAUGACGAAGAGGAAAUGAAAAGAAUAUAUCAAGAAGCAAAUGUACCAGUGAUCAUGGUACCAGACAUAGACCCUGAGCACAGGCAUGAGUGUGGGCGAGGAUGCAUCAUGAGAGCAGGCGAGGACCUUGAGUGGGGACCCAGUGCAGAGGGGUGCACAAUUGUGGAACCAGCGCCCUGA
Gracilinanus agilis (Agile Gracile Mouse Opossum) is the source of this 5087-nucleotide messenger RNA. RefSeq names its product phosphatidylinositol-3,4,5-trisphosphate dependent Rac exchange factor 2 (gene PREX2). The coding region runs from base 42 to 5087 and encodes 1681 amino acids. The record is from RefSeq and is a predicted model, not a curated record. Gene Ontology annotation, biological process: intracellular signal transduction. The transcript is spliced from 42 exons. NCBI's taxonomy places the organism in Eukaryota, Metazoa, Chordata, Mammalia, Didelphimorphia, Didelphidae. Gene Ontology annotation, molecular function: guanyl-nucleotide exchange factor activity; protein binding.